AUGGAUAGCCCACGCCGACCCAUGUCUCGAGAUAAUGUUUUCGUUGAUUUAAAAUAUCUGACUUUUGGUUUUAGUUAUUUGCAAGAUAUACUCGAUAGAGCAUUAAUUAAAGUAGCAACAGGUGAAAAAGUUGUGACAGGUUUAUAUGCCCAGCAAGAACCUUACGUUUGUAAAGUUCAAGACACAUUUGAAAUUGAUAUUAAUAUUCUGGUACUGUUCGUGAUUUUAUCAUGGAUGCUGCCAUGUGCAAUGCUUGUUAAAAGCAUUGUAAGUGAGAAAGAAGAACGUUUAAAGGAAAUGAUGCGUAUCAUGGGUCUUAAUGAUGCCAUUCAUUGGAUAGCUUGGGGAAUUCAAAGCCUUGCUUUCAAUUUUAUUUCCGUGAUAUUAAUAUCAUCAUUGUUAAAAUUUGGGCGAAUUAUGCCUGAAGUGGAAUUUUCUUUACUUCUGGUUUUGUUCAUUUUAUUCUCAUUGGCUUGUACUGCGCAAUGUAUUUUAUUUUCUACGCUGUUUUCUCGAGCCAGUACAGCCACGGCAUCAUCUGCUAUUAUUUUUUUUCUGUUAUUUUUUCAUUAUCAAAUUGGCAGACGGUCAAAAUCUCAUAUUUUUGCUUUGCUUACGGUAGCUUUACUUUUUUGUGUUACUAAAAAAUUAGCGUUGCAUAUUGCACCAAAUUUUAUAUUUUAUAUAAUUUACAAUGUUGAAUCUUUUGUUAUAUUGCUGUUUCAGUUAUUAUUUCCCCAAACUGCCAUUGGUUACGGUUUAUCAAUUGUCCAUUACGCUGAAAAAGAAUUUAUGGCUACAUGGGUCAAUAUUUAUUAUAUUGAAGCUCCAGAUUUCGACAUUAGUUUACUAAUGAUUUUACUUGCAUUUAUAUUUGAUUUCGUGCUUUAUAUUGUAAUAGCUUGGUAUAUCAGUGCUGUUUUUCCAGGUAAUUUUUAUAAAAUAUUCUUACUUUUUAAUAGCAAGGAGCAUUCAAAGUUGGUUUGGAUUUUUUUUUCAUUUGCGAUUUUUUUUUGUUUAACUGGAAACGAAAUGAAAUGA
Molecule: messenger RNA, 1041 nt
Organism: Dracunculus medinensis (Guinea worm)
Lineage: Eukaryota; Metazoa; Nematoda; Chromadorea; Rhabditida; Dracunculidae
Source: the annotation of a GenBank genome assembly